This is a messenger RNA of Rotaria sp. Silwood1, 618 nucleotides long. NCBI's taxonomy places the organism in Eukaryota, Metazoa, Rotifera, Eurotatoria, Philodinida, Philodinidae. The record is from the annotation of a GenBank genome assembly.
AUGUUUUGGGCUCGUGGCAAAAAUAAAAUCUGUGCUGCAUUAAUUGCUGUAUUAAUUUAUAGAAGACGCGGUCGGGAAACAAAUGAUAAUGCUUAUUAUCAAUCAGCUGAUGAAUUUGAAAAUUUAGCUGUACAAAUUCUUAAUAAAUUUCAUCAAACGAAUGCUCGUGAAUGUAUCACAGCAAUUAUACGAAAAAUACCGGCUUAUGGUAAUGUGACAUGGCUAGAAUUAGCUAUAAAAGCUGAAGCUAAACAAUUUAUUGCUCAACGAGCUGUACAAGAAGUACUCAAUAAUAUGUGGUACGGAUAUGUUGACCAAGGAGUAAAGUUCUCGACGAUUAUCUUUUCAACACUUAUGCUUUGGUACAGUGGUCUUCUUAGUUAUCAAAAUAAAUUAGUGGAAGCAAAUGAACAAAUAACAUUGCUUGAUAAAUCACGUCGUAAAUCAAGUUUAUUUCAACGUAAUCAAACAACAAGAUCAGAACAUAUGAUGAAUAGUUCUUCCUUUUUGCGUUGUAGAAAGAAAAAAUUAAUUUUAGCUACUAUAACUUACGUAGCAAAAGUAGUAUUAAAUGGAUUUAAGAUAUCAAAUUUCCUUGGUUCAUCUAUUGUUCGAUGA